Perkinsus marinus ATCC 50983 is the source of this 306-nucleotide messenger RNA. RefSeq lists its product as hypothetical. The record is from RefSeq and is a predicted model, not a curated record. The transcript has a single exon. The coding region runs from base 1 to 306 and encodes 101 amino acids. Lineage: Eukaryota; Perkinsozoa; Perkinsida; Perkinsidae.
AUGGUAACUACAGCCGAUGCGGCUGAUGUUACUACCGACGCUCCUGUCGAGCCUACCACUGUUGCACAAACGACCAGCACAGCAGCUCCCCUGGAAGUAACCACAUCGCCGGAUGUUACUGGAGAGGCCUCAUCCACCACAUUCGCUGCUACUACAACAGACGACGUCGCCACUGAUCUCGCGACUACAGCUGACUUCCCAGUCACUACUAUCAGUGCCACCACCAACGUUGAUGUCACCACCGAAGCCUCAGCGACAACGGCUGAGGUGGCCGAUUCUCAGGCUACUUCCAGCCCGAGUGUGUGA